Molecule: messenger RNA, 3825 nt
Organism: Alosa alosa (allis shad)
Lineage: Eukaryota; Metazoa; Chordata; Actinopteri; Clupeiformes; Clupeidae
Gene: sntb2
Product: syntrophin, beta 2
Exons: 7
Coding region: 194-1963 (589 amino acids)
Cellular component (GO): dystrophin-associated glycoprotein complex; synapse; intracellular anatomical structure
Molecular function (GO): structural molecule activity; protein binding
Source: RefSeq, a predicted model, not a curated record
UCUGGCGCUUACUGCACGAUAGCCCAAUAGAUGUUGUUUUCCUUUCCCUCUUUGAUUUUUUUUUGGAGAAACAGUUCUGUCUCCCUCGGCACUGUGCGUAAGUGGGUGUGUCGAUGAGUAGCUUAGUGCGCACUCCGAAAAAGAGGAAAAAGUUCAUUAUGAGUUUAGUUUGAAACCUGCCCUGAGGACCAGAAUGGCUAUCUGGACUCGAGCGGACAAAAAUGGUCAACUGGAUCUUUUGCUACGGGACCGCUGGAUUCGAGUAGCGGCUGAGCUCACCCGUGAAACUUUAACUUUGACGGCAGAAGCCGAUUUAAGUGGUCCGGGUGGUAACUUGGAUUACAAUAAUUCGUCAUCUGGCCUAAGAAAUGGUUUGUCGAACGGUGGCGAACCUGGAUUAACAUCAGGAAAUCCGAACCGAAACCAGAACUCGGACAUCCACCCCAACCACGGUGCUUUAAGGCGAAGUGAUAGCCCAGCGCGGGGGGCACUCACCCGAGGUCAUUACGACAACAGCGGCAGCCACGGCUACAACAGUCCUGGUUCUGGCAAGUUCAGUCGAGAUAACGGAGCCAACUCAGACUUUGGAAGUCCUGGGUCUAGUUAUGGUAGCCCUGGGUCUAGUUUUAGCUCACGGCAUGGCGAGACACCAAAUAGCUUCGAAGCUGGUGGGUCGGAAGCAAUACGGAAAGUAAGAGUUGUCAAACAGGAGUCGGGUGGUUUAGGCAUCAGUAUCAAAGGUGGUCGAGAAAACAGAAUGCCCAUCCUCAUAUCCAAGAUCUUCCCCGGGCUUGCCGCGGACCAGAGCCGAGCUCUACGUGUCGGCGAUGCCAUUUUGUCCGUCAAUGGCAAUGACUUACGUGAAGCCACACACGACGUGGCGGUGCAGGCGCUUAAAAAGGCCGGGAAGGAGGUUAUGCUCGAGGUGAAGUACAUCAGAGAGGUAUCUCCCUUGUUCAAGAAGCCCUCUAUGGUGGCAGACCUGCCUUGGGAAGGGACGCGCUCCAAUUCCCCCAGCCUCAGUGGCGAUGAGCUGCCCAAACACAGCCCUGGCACAAAGGACAGGAAGAUCAUCCCACUGAAGAUGAGCUUCAUCAGCCGCAACCUCACCAUGCCCGACCUGGAAAACAGGCUGCUGGAGCUGCAUUCCCCGGACGGCCAGCACACGGUGGUGCUCCGCUGCAAGGAUGCCACCUCGGCGCAGGCCUGGUUCACCGCCAUCCACACCAAUAUCGCUGCCCUGCUGCCCCAGACACUGGCCCACGUCAACGCCUACCUGAGUGUGCCAACCACCGCCGCACACCCCCAACUCAAGCACAUCGGCUGGCUAGCCGAGCAGAUCCAGUUGGAAGGUGGGCGGAUACAGUACCGCCCGGUCGUCAUGGCGCUGACCGAGAAAGACAUCCUGUUGUUCGACUCGGUGCCCUGGAGUCGUGAUGCCUGGACUAACCCGCUGCUUACACAUCCUAUCCUCGCCACAAGGCUGGUUCAUUCGGGCAGUUCCCACGGGUCGCCGGCAGUGGGGGCAGACCUGGUGUUUGCCACACGGACGGGCACGAACCGUGGCAUCGAGUCGCACGUCUUCCGUGUGGAGACCCACUGGGACCUGUCAUCAUGGACACGGGCCUUGGUGCAGGGUGGGCACGCCGCCGCAGAACUGAUCAAAGAGGUGUCUAUAGGUUGUGUGUUGAACAGGCAGGAGGUGCGUUUGACCCUGCACUAUGAGAAGGGCUUUACGGUGAGCCGGGAGCCAGCAGAGGCGGCUGGGUUCACGGUCCUCUUCCGCUACCCCUACGAGAAGCUCAAAAUGUCCGCUGAUGAUGGGGUCCGCAAACUCUACCUGGACUUUGGUGGUCCCGAGGGGGAACUGGUGUUUGACCUGAGAUCGGGGCCAAAGCCUGUAGUGUUUGUACUCCAUUCCUUCCUGUCAGCUAAACUCACUCGCAUGGGCCUGCUGACGUGAAUGGGGACAACAGGAGCUCAGCGCCUCAGUUCCUUUUUACAUAUAUACAUAUACGUCUUGAUAUCGACACCAUCUAUCAUCGCCUUCCUUUUUUUUUUUUUUUUUCGAUUUUUUUAAGCAAACUUUGCUUUGUUGUCAUGCUUUGUUGACACGUGUGUGUGUGUGUGUGUGUGUGUGUGUGUGUGUGUGUGUGUGUGCAUGUGUGCGUCUGUAUGUGUCUGUGUGCGCAUGUGCGUGGUCAGUGGCAAUGUGGACUUGUGAGCACCGUCGGUAGAAGGCUGUGUACACCAGAAUAUGUGUGUUAGUGAGCUUGUAUUUCCAUUUUUAGCAUAUUGAAAUGUGACUUAUCAGGAUUACCAAAUGUGCCUUGUUGUAGAGCUAGUGGAAAAACUCUCUUCUAAACUUUUUCCAUUUCCUAGAGGCUAAAGCAAAACAAGCUUUGAAAAAAGCACACUUUCUCACACACAAACACACACACAUAAUAUUACUUUCAUAUAUUUGUGUUUGUUUGUUUUUGGUCCUUACCUAUGUUUCAUUUCCUGUAUUUUGUAUUUAUGUUUUCUUUCUCUUCAUGUUAGGGCACAGUGAGUAAGGUAUUGUUGUUGUGCCGAGGAGUUUAGGAGUGCUUGAGCUGCCUUGUUUAGAAGUGUUGAGGAGUUUAGGAGUGUUGACGAGUGCUUGAGCUGCCUUGUUUGACUUUACAGUAAAAACUCUCACUGGCGUAGCCUCUAUGUGCCUGUGCUGUGCUCGGUUCGCCCGUUUUGCAGUGUGUGGUUUCACGUUGGUGAAAUUGUAAGGGGUAACUGACUGAGUAGUUAAUCAGUCUAACGCAGCAGUUGUUAUGUGGGUAGAACAACACCUAGAGCCUUUUCUCCAAGCCAAAAGAAAGUCAUUCACUUUCACAGUCCUUCAUAUCACUGCCAUCUCCACAAUCCCUGUUUGCCUUGUAUCAUUGGAUUUCAACUGAUCCCACACUAAUGACUGUGCUGCCACCCAGCCUAGGGGGAAUUGCAUAAGGGAUACUGACUAUGUAAUUGUGUGCGUGUGUCUGUGUGUGUGCGUGCGUGCGUGUGUCCGCAUGGGUGUGUGUCUGCAUGGAUGUGUGUACCUGUGUACCUGUGUGUGUGUGUGUGAAUGGUGGAAGUGGCAAAGGGCUCGAAAGCUUCUCGCCUCCCAACCCCCCUACAGCCCCCACACACACACACACACACACACACACACACACUCUGGGGAACGAUCCCUUCAUCUCCAUUCAAAUGCACAUGAGUUUGCAAAUUACUGUUUUCCACCACUUGUCAAGGUUAAUAGCUGUCAGUGAGAAGAGCCUGAGGCACUUUGGAUCCAAAGGACGCCACAUCGCCCCCUGUGGCCGCUCUUAAGUGCAAACAUAAUCUUGUGCCAAGUUUCAUCCAGGCAUUUGUGUGAAAACAGAGGGCGAGGAGUGUCAUCUAUUCUGUAUUUCAGGUUUAUAAAUGAAGUCCAAUCCAGCAAUUGCAGAACAAAACAACAACAAAAAAAAACGCCUUAAGAAAUGACAUUCCUAGAACAUGCACUUGCCAUCCGUGAUCGGGUGACCAAAAAAAAUGCACCGCAAAGCACAUUCCUUACCUUUUCUGUCCGGGGCAGCACAAACGUGUACAGAUGGAGUAAUGUGUUGCGUCGAAGAGAAGCCAAUACUGAUUUCUUCCUACUGCAAUGGGGGCGCUAACUAUGCCUUUCUGACUAAACCCAUAGCUCUGUAAAGAUCCUCCACAUAGCUGCACGAAUGCACAUCCCCUGUCCCAUAGUGGGAUUGAUCACAGCACAAGCACGACUCCAGUCAUUCCAGUGGCCUUUAAUAUUCAAAAGUUUAAUAAAUCCCC